GCUCCCGAACAUUUUUCCGCGGAACUUUUCUACGUAACAUUUUUCCUCGGAACCCCUCAAUUAUAAAUAGGAAGAUAACAGAAUUCAAAUGAUCGAUUUUUCAUUCAGAGCUAUUAUUGACAUCGGAGCAUUAUGAAAAAAUUAAAGAGCACCACGGAGGAUCCUCCUUAGUGAUAAAAAAGAACUUUUACUCUUUUCUCUGAUAAAAUAGCUCUGAAAUUGAUAGAACUCUUAUUUGAAUCAAUAUUUCAUUAAAAAUAGGUGAUUGCUGGAAUAAUAACUUCAUGUUUCAAUAUACCGAUGAGACGAAGAAGCAGUUGAAGUCAAUUUGCCUUGUCGAUUGGCAACUGUCUCAUUAUUCUCCACCUGUAAUUGACCUACUGUACAAUAUAUUCACAGGAACAGACCAUGAAUUCCGUGCUCAGCAUUAUGAGACGUUGUUGAAAACAUACCACACAUCAUUGAGCGAUACAAUAAGAAAACUCGGAAGUGAUCCUGAUAAAUUGUACACGUAUGAUGAUUUGAUCAUGCAAAUGAAAAAAUUCAGUGAUUAUGCAUUGUUACUGGCCCCACUAAUCAUUUCGAUUCGAGUAGCUAAAGCAAAGGACAUAUCGAAUUUGGACGAAUAUGCUGAACAUUGUGAACGAAACGAAAGUGUUGAAAUGCUUGGUAAAUUUGACGAUGACACUCAAGCUGAAUUUAGUCGACUAAUGAAUGGCCUACUCACUGAUCUUGUUGAUUAUGGUUAUGUAAAAUGUGAAUAAAAAAUGUAAAUGUGGAUGUAAACUUGAAAUUUCAAAGGUAUAGUUCAACCUAUCAACUUUUUGUUAAGCACGGAUGGAGGAAAAAAUUAGUAUCACCUAUGUUUUAUAAUUUUUACGCACGGUUAUUAUUUCUUUUUAUUAUUAAUAAAUUUGGGUUCUUUUUUUUUAUCUAGAAUUGAAUAUCAGAAUGUUA
This is a messenger RNA of Contarinia nasturtii (swede midge), 957 nucleotides long. RefSeq lists its product as uncharacterized. NCBI's taxonomy places the organism in Eukaryota, Metazoa, Arthropoda, Insecta, Diptera, Cecidomyiidae. The transcript is spliced from 3 exons. Bases 285 to 764 code for a protein of 159 amino acids. The record is from RefSeq and is a predicted model, not a curated record.